AGCAUUCUACACUCGUACUUCUGGCUCGAUUCUUGGCGCUAGCUUUGAAUCCAGUCGAUCUUGGGCGCUCUGACCAAGUGGUCGAAUCUUUAGAUUUGGUCUGGAUAGUCAGUGGUUUUAUUUUACUCCCACACAGUGAAUUCCGCUAUUUUUAUUGGAUUACGUGCUGUGCUGUGGUGUUUAGUUUUGUGAAAAAACUGAUUGGAUUUUUUUUUAUUUUAUUAAUUUUAUUAAUUUGGAAUUAUGGUGACUGGAGUGGGUGCUAGUAUGCCAGCGGGUGGUGCUACGGUGGGCGCUACUCCCCCGGCUGCACACGUGCCCCAGGAAGCUGGGCAACCACCUGCGCAAAUUACGACAACUACCAGAAGAACUGGGGAAAAUCGACGGAGCAAUAAACCAAUCAUGGAGAAAAGAAGAAGAGCGAGGAUCAAUAAUUGCUUGAAUGAUCUCAAGACUUUGAUUUUGGAUGCGAUGAAAAAAGACCCGGCGAGACAUUCCAAACUGGAAAAAGCGGACAUUUUGGAAAUGACAGUGAAGCACCUAGAGUCUCUCCAGCGGCAGCAAGUAGCCUUAGCAGCAGCAACAGAUCCAAGUGUCCUAAACAAAUUCCGAGCAGGGUUCAGCGAGUGUGCAGGAGAAGUGGGCAGAUUUCCAGGACUGGACGCUUCAGUGCGCCGGAGGUUGAUGUCCCACUUGGCAUCUUGCCUGGGUCCAGUAGAAAACUCGAGCAGCACUCCUCCAGGACAAACGCAACCAGUACAACCAGCGCCGACGACGACCCAGCUGCAGGUGCACAUCCUGCCGCAGGUGGACGUCUCAGCCCCCAGGAUCCAGGUCCAGCAAUCGAACGGGAUCUUCUUCACCAACGCCAACGGAACCGGACUCCAGCUAGUGCCAACGCGGCUGCCCAACGGCGACAUCGCGCUAGUUCUGCCCGCGAAUGCAAAAGCAACUCCAGUGUCUCCAGUUUCGUCUCCGGCUCCGUCCUCGCCGCUGCCCACGCUCAUCCCCAUUCCUCAGAGGACUGCCAGCACUGCGUCGGCUUCUUCCUCGGCUUCCUCCACCAGCUCCACCUCUACCUCCGCCGCCAGUCCGGUAGCUUUCGAGGCUCCGCCACCUGCCGCCUUCCGGGAGCAAACUACUUCCGCGAGCCACCGGGAUGUCGCGACCUCCCCUGCUAAUGGGUAUACAAGUGACCCAGAGUUUGAUCCGAGGGUCUACAGUCCGCCGCUUCAGAAACCUCUUGCUUUGGUUAUGAGGAAAAGCGUUGUGCCUCAGAUUGAAGGGAAACCCUGGAGGCCUUGGUAGAUUUUUCGAGGCUGCAGAGUGAAUUAGUUCUUAAUGAAAGUGAUAAUUUUGUAAGAUAGUGUUUUUUAGAGGCAUGGUUUUUUUUU
This is a messenger RNA of Cotesia glomerata, 1394 nucleotides long. It is a transcript of the gene hry, whose product is annotated as protein hairy-like. The transcript is spliced from 3 exons. Gene Ontology annotation, molecular function: DNA-binding transcription factor activity, RNA polymerase II-specific; protein dimerization activity; RNA polymerase II cis-regulatory region sequence-specific DNA binding. The record is from RefSeq and is a predicted model, not a curated record. Gene Ontology annotation, biological process: anterior/posterior pattern specification; regulation of neurogenesis; regulation of transcription by RNA polymerase II. The coding region runs from base 244 to 1308 and encodes 354 amino acids. Lineage: Eukaryota; Metazoa; Arthropoda; Insecta; Hymenoptera; Braconidae. Gene Ontology annotation, cellular component: nucleus.